Messenger RNA from Aegilops tauschii subsp. strangulata, 1199 nucleotides. Lineage: Eukaryota; Viridiplantae; Streptophyta; Magnoliopsida; Poales; Poaceae. The record is from RefSeq and is a predicted model, not a curated record.
AAAUUAAGCUAUCGACGCAAGUUCAAUGACCGCUAGUGCAUUUUACUCAUUUUAGAAUCAGGCUUUUUAAAGCCCGGCCAGACGAAUAGUCAGGUCUAUGGGCUUUAACUUGGCCCAUUACGACCGGGGUUUUUUUGUCAAAACCGAUUAUUCCUGACUCAAUUUUCUCAAAAAAAAUAAGGAUUACUCCCGACUCAAAAAAAAAAGGAUCAUGUCUCCAAUUACUUUGCGGCAACGUGAUAUAGUAGGCCUAAAUAAAGGGACGCUAAUCUUCUUACGGCGCACGCUGUCUCCCUCGCUUCCCUCCCUCAUCAUAAAGAAGGAAAAUAGGUGUCCCUCUCGCUAUCGACGCAGGCAAACCUCCGCAACACCAGGAAGAAGAAGAAGUAAAAGCGAGCGGACGAACCGAGGAGAAGAAUCAAGAGUUUCUUUGUACAAGGAACAUGGAGGGUUCCAAUUUGAGAGUUCCGGUAGAUGAUGGACUUAUCUUGAAGACAAGCAAGGGUGCAGGCACUGGUUUAACUGCUGGCAGCGUUUGGGGUUUGCUGGUUUCUAUGCUGCACGAUGGACCUAAGGUUGGCAGUAAUGUCAAGUAUCCUGAGCUGGUUAGAACUGGCAAGGUGUGUCGAAGUUACGCAGGAACCUUGGCAAUUCUUGGAGCCACAUAUGUAGGCGUGGAGCAAUCUCUUGAAAGGGUCAGGGGGAAGAAGGACAUCAUUAAUGGUGCUGUAGCUGGUUUUGCUGCGGGUGCAACUAUGGGUUUCAGAGCCGGGAGACUCCGGACACUCAUCGUGUCAGGGUCUGCGCUCGCUCUGACUUCGGUACUCUUGGAUGUGACUGGAAUGAGAACUACUGAGGAAGAAAAAGUCCAGCACUAAGUCAAUGUAUCAUCCUGAACAGCUGUAUCUACAACUUCACUCAAGCAGUUCCAUGUUUCUGUUCUAAAGCAUGCACAAUACCAGAGGAGUUCCUCUGAAUGUAGUCUGUUCAUAGUAGAGAUAGUAAAGGGAUAUAGUACCAUGUGGCAGUUGCUCCACAUCUGUAAAUUCAUGUUUGCAGAGUACUUUUCGCAUUUCAUACGUGCUUUAGUAAUCGCUGAAGUUCAUGGUCGAAAGUGUUCAAGUAUGAUCUUGUCAUCCCAAAUUUUAAUCGGGAUGUUUGAAUAUGACAUUGUUCUCCACUUAUUUGGUGGAUGCUUA